AAUUAGCAAAGAACACCAACCUGUUCCACGCUCACAACGGCAAUCCAUUCGCUAUGGCUUCAAAAGUACCUGCCCGUGUAGGAAGAUACAGAUUAGGAAAUAAGCAAAUCUUCUUACCAAAUUUCACACUCACCCUCGUCCGCACACCCGAACAACCCCCAACCUUCGCAUCCUUCAUCGUCCCCCUCAACCUCAACAAGCUCGACCUACGAGACUACCUCUGGAAUGCCUAUGGCGUGCAAGUCCGCGGCGUGCGCAGCUACAUCCAGCAGCAGAAGGUGCGGCAGGACAAGCCUGGUGCGAUAAGGAUUAAACCGCGGCGAUGGUAUCGUCCCAGGAGUAUUAAGAAGAUGUUGGUAGAGAUGGAGAGUCCAUUCGUGUGGCCUGAGAAGCCGGAGAAUUUUGAUCUGUAUGUUGCCCAGGUGUUCUUCUUUAUCCUCAGAGUGGUUGCUUCAAUAUCGGGAACUGGAUCUUGGACUUGGAAAUGAGAAUCAUGAAGGGACUCAGGAAGCGUGGAAUUUGAAGGAGAUGGGUCAAUUGGCGAUUGCUGUUUGGCUAUGCUAACCACAUCUCUUUCUCUCCAGAUGGGACAAAACGUCAUUUGACGCCGUCCAAGAAUACCGCCAAAAGGAAGGCGAAGCCACUCAGCCCUCAUUCCGAGCCAAACCUUCCCGCGAACGAGAGAGUAUUGCGGAACAAGCGAGGGCUCUUCUGAAAGGGGAGACGAGAUGGAAAGAUACCGAUGACGCGGAUCAAGGUCAACUUCUGCAGGUGUGGGAGGAUGAUGGUAACGCCGUGGAGGUUGAGAAGGAUGUUGAGGUGCCAAGGAUAGAGAAUAAGUGAUUGAGGAAGUGAGGAUUUGGGAUCGGGUGUAGAAAGGAUGUAAGGGGAGGAGAGGAGAGUCGGGGAGAGUAAGGAGUCAAGAAAGCUUCUCUUAUUAUGGAUGGAAUGGGAAGGAAUGUUUGCAUAGCGCUGUAUGUAUAGAGGAUUGCAUCGGAAAAAUGUAUUAUAUGUAUGACCAUAAGAUGAGGCUGUAAGGG
Molecule: messenger RNA, 1040 nt
Organism: Cadophora gregata
Lineage: Eukaryota; Fungi; Ascomycota; Leotiomycetes; Helotiales; Ploettnerulaceae
Exons: 2
Coding region: 54-488 (144 amino acids)
Biological process (GO): mitochondrial translation
Cellular component (GO): mitochondrial large ribosomal subunit; ribosome
Molecular function (GO): structural constituent of ribosome
Source: RefSeq, a predicted model, not a curated record